This is a messenger RNA of Ahaetulla prasina, 1387 nucleotides long. It is a transcript of the gene TINCR, whose product is annotated as TINCR ubiquitin domain containing. Bases 14 to 331 code for a protein of 105 amino acids. NCBI's taxonomy places the organism in Eukaryota, Metazoa, Chordata, Lepidosauria, Squamata, Colubridae. The record is from RefSeq and is a predicted model, not a curated record. The transcript is spliced from 3 exons. Gene Ontology annotation, molecular function: protein binding.
AUUCGGCGGCUGGAUGCUCCUGCCUGUUGCUCUCACCGCAGGGACGGACGUUCGGGAGCUGUGGACGAUGGAGACCCUCCGCAGGAGCCUUUCUCGUUGGAAGAGGUACCACAUCAAGGUCCACCUGGCCGAGGAGGAUCAGCUGCUCCCGCUGACGGUGCGGCCGACGGAUACCGUGAUGGACUUGAGAGCUUACCUGGUCCGGGAAGGUGUCACUUCUUGGAAAAAGAACUUCCAUUACAAUGCCCGUCAACUGGACGAGCACGAAACGGUCAAAGAGGCCAAGAUCCAGAAUGGUUCGGUGGUCUUGCUGGUUAGCGAGAAAAGAUGAGACUUACUUGGGGAGCAAUUCCCAGCAUGGUGCCAUCAUUCGGAGGGACGGAGUUUGUCGUGUUGACAGUCAAAAAAAAAAUCCAAUUCCUUGAAACAGCCGGGAAGCAUCGAAGGAGGUGAACCAGAAGGGGCUACCGCUGCGACUGUCCAUCACCCAUCCUGAUUUCCAGAUCCGGCUGUCCAGAUUUCCUUCCGGCCCCACCAACCCAGGGAUGCGGCUACAUCGGGAUGAGCGCAUCAAGCUUCCCCGGUUUUUUGUGUGUUUCCAACCACUCCCUCUUUUGAAUUUCUGGUUUCAGCCACGAGGGAGAAACAGGUUUUCAGGAGGAGAUUUGGCCCAGUUGCUGGUUUGAAAAGGAGAAAUUCAAGCUUGCGGAUGGGCGUGGAGAGGGUGGAGCGGAGGAAAGUUUCGGUUUGUUUGUUUUUUAUAAAAAGUUUUUUAUUUUUUUAUUUUUUUAUAUGCAUGUGGUUAAUGUACAUUCUCUUAUCCAUACAUAAUCAUACAUAUUUUUUUUUCUAAAGAAAGCGUGAAAAUAAGACACUUUAAUGAUGUUUGGGGCUGCUCUUCUACCCUUUCUUUCCCUUCGUUUCACAACAAACCUUCUUCUCCUCUUUUCUCUCCCUCCCUCCUCACCUUUCCUACCUUCUUCCUCCUGCUCUCCUUCCUCUUUCCUACUUCCCCUUCCACUCCCCCACUCCUCUCCUCUUUCCCCCCUUUCUUACCAUCUCCCCUACUCUUCUCCCCUAUCCUCUCCUCCUCUUCUUCCCCUUCCUUCCAUCCUUCUCUCUCCCUCACCUCCUCUAUCUUACCCUCUGUCCCUCUCUUCUUUCUUCCUUCUUUGUUGGGUUCGGUUCGGUUCUGCAACCCAACAAGAAAGACACAGACUUCAGAGGAUCAUUAGAACUGCAGAAAAAAUAAUUGCUACCAACCUGCCUUCCAUUGAGGACCUGUAUACUGCACGAAUCAAGAAGAGGGCCGGGAAAAUAUUUACAGAUCCCUCGCAUCCUGGACAUAAACUGUUUCAACUCCUACCCUCAAAACGACGCUAUAGAG